GGGGAAGAGGGAGGGGGAAACCAGCAGCACAAGACAGCGCGGUAGGGUCUGGGGACCAGCUGGCGGGAGGACUCGGCAACUCCCUGAACUAGAGGCACUGCGGAGUGUGGGCGCCGAGAAGAGCGACUCAGACCCUGCGGACCGUGCGGAGGUCGGCGGCCGGACAGGCAGGUAUGCACACCAGCUGAGGUCCAAGAUAUGUGGCGAUGACAUGUGAUGGGUUAAAUGACCUUUGAGGAGGGAAGAGACCAGGUGGCUGGAACAGACAGAAGAGGCUUCAGCAAGAACAGGGCUAAGAAGUGGUGGAAAUCGCGUGGCUUCCUACACUGCAAGCCAUGGCCCUGCCAUUCCGGAAGGACUUAGGGGAGUAUAAGGACCUGGAUGAGGAUGAGCUCCUUGGCAACCUGUCAGAAACAGAGCUGAAACAGCUCGAAACUGUCCUGGAUGAUCUGGACCCUGAGAAUGCCCUUCUGCCUGCAGGGUUCCGCCAGAAGAACCAGACAUCCAAGUCUGCCACGGGACCCUUUGAUAGAGAGCGUCUCCUUUCUUACCUAGAGAAGGAAGCAUUGGAGCACAAAGACCGGGAAGACUACGUGCCCUACACUGGAGAGAAAAAAGGGAAAAUUUUUAUCCCCAAACAGAAGCCGGUACAGACUUUUACAGAAGAAACUAUAUCCCUUGAUCCAGAAUUAGAAGAAGCUUUGACGAGUGCAUCUGACACAGAACUGUGUGACCUUGCAGCUAUUCUUGGGAUGCACAAUCUGAUAACAAACACACAGCUCUGCAGUGUGAUGGGAAGUAGUAAUGGUGUGGACCAAGAGCAUUUCUCAAAUGUGGUAAAAGGUGAAAAGAUUUUCCCAGUGUUUGAUGAGCCACCGAAUCCAACCAACGUUGAAGAGACUUUAAAGAGAAUUAAGGAAAAUGAUGCCCGUCUUGUUGAAGUCAAUUUGAAUAAUAUAAAAAAUAUCCCAAUUCCAACUCUAAAAGAUUUUGCGAAGACUUUGGAAACCAACACACACGUGAAACAUUUCAGUCUUGCAGCCACCAGGAGCAAUGACCCCGUUGCUGUUGCUUUUGCAGAUAUGCUGAGAGUAAACAAAACUUUGAAGAGUUUAAAUAUGGAAUCCAACUUCAUCACAGGCAAUGGAGUUUUAGCACUAAUUGAUGCUUUGAGAGAUAACGAGACCCUGACAGAGCUCAAGAUUGACAAUCAGAGACAGCAGUUGGGCACCGCAGUAGAACUAGAAAUGGCCAAGAUGCUUGAGGAAAAUACGAAUAUCCUUAAAUUUGGGUAUCAGUUCACGCAGCAGGGACCCCGAACCAGGGCAGCCAAUGCUAUAACGAAAAACAAUGAUUUAGUGCGCAAAAGGCGAAUUGAAGGAGACCACCAGUGAGCACGCCGAGUGUGGCCUACAGAAGACUGCCGAUCGCCAAAGGCUCGUGUUGGUGGCCGCAGAUGUAAAAACUUCCUGGGUAGAAGGGAAAAGACUGGAAAUCUUUUUUUUAACUAUAUGCAUUACUUUCCUAGCUUAAGAUAUUAUGUUUGAUUUGUAAAAUCAGUAAAAGAUAAUAUUUUGUAUUUGUAGCAUUUCUACUGAAAUCAGUAUAAUUUAGUUUAAUGGAAUGAUUUAUAAUGAUUUUUAGAUAAAAACACAAUUGUAGAAAGUUUCAGAAGUCAUGUUAAGAAUAAUCUGAACAUCUUGAGGACCAAUCUUUUUAAAUCGAAAGGGACGUUGCUGACUCAAUGCUAAUGUUGCCUCUUGUACAUAAAGGGUAAGGCGCAUGGCGGUUUCCUUUGUAAAAAUCCAUGAAUUUGGCAAGAGUGUGUUUUUUUCCUUAUUAGGGAAAUAAAAGGUCAGAAUUUUAAA
This is a messenger RNA of Psammomys obesus (fat sand rat), 1868 nucleotides long. RefSeq names its product tropomodulin 3 (gene Tmod3). Gene Ontology annotation, biological process: myofibril assembly; muscle contraction; pointed-end actin filament capping. Gene Ontology annotation, cellular component: striated muscle thin filament; myofibril. Gene Ontology annotation, molecular function: tropomyosin binding. The record is from RefSeq and is a predicted model, not a curated record. Lineage: Eukaryota; Metazoa; Chordata; Mammalia; Rodentia; Muridae. Bases 336 to 1394 code for a protein of 352 amino acids. The transcript has 11 exons.